This is a messenger RNA of Clupea harengus (Atlantic herring), 3994 nucleotides long. RefSeq names its product signal transducer and activator of transcription 1a (gene stat1a). Gene Ontology annotation, biological process: regulation of DNA-templated transcription; signal transduction. Gene Ontology annotation, molecular function: DNA-binding transcription factor activity; DNA binding. The record is from RefSeq and is a predicted model, not a curated record. Lineage: Eukaryota; Metazoa; Chordata; Actinopteri; Clupeiformes; Clupeidae.
UGUUGUUCUUGCCAUCUUGUAGUUGUCUGAGGCGCUUGGUGGGGUAGAGAGGCUGGAACGUUACGUGGGAAACGUGUUUUACCUCUUGGCAAUGGAGAACAUAUUUGCUGAUUAAGAAGUGUAGUUUAAGCGACAAAACAACACUCGGACUCUGCUCCUCGUAUUUGGUUUAUAUGCAAGUUCAGUGGAAGUGGUAAACGGGCCGUCUAGAUUCUGACAUGGCACAGUGGUUACGUCUGCAGCAGCUGGAUCCCAAAUACCUGGAACAGGUGGAUCAGCUCUACGACGACACCUUUCCCAUGGCUAUACGGCAGUAUCUCAGCACCUGGAUAGAGAGCCACGACUGGGAUUAUGCGGCCAACGUGGACAACGAGUCCUUGGCGACCCUGCGUUUCCAUGACCUCCUCACUCAGCUGGACGACCAGUUCAGCCGCUUCAGCCUGGAGAAGGACUUCCUCUCUCAACACAACAUCCGCAAGAUCAAACGCAACUUGCAGGAUCGUUUUCAGGAGGAGCCUGUUGCCAUGGCAGAGAUCAUCAGCCGCAGCCUUAAAGAGGAAAGGCUGAUUAUUGCUGUGGCAGAGCAGACCGAGAAAUCCCAGCCCAGCUCACAGACUGACAUGGUGGUAGAGAAGCACAAGGAACUCGAUAACAAAGUGCGGGACAUCAAGAACCGGGUGCAGGAGACGGAAACAAACAUCAAAAACCUGGAGGACCUGCAGGAUGACUACGACUUCAAGAAGAAAGAUUUAUUGUGCCGAGAGGAAGUGAACGGCGCACCUCAGAAGGAGGACAUGAACCGGCUGAAGGUGCAGAUUCAUAGCCUCUUCAUGAACCUCAACAACAAGCGGAAGGAGGUGUUGAGUCAGAUGGCGGGUGUCCUGAAUUUGGCCGAGCAGAUCGAGUACGACCUGAUCUCCGUGGAGCUGCCCGGAUGGCGUCAGCGCCAGCAGAUGGCGAGCAUCGGUGGGCCGCCCAACGUGUGUCUGGACCAGCUGCAGAACUGGUUCACUGUGGUGGCCGAGUGUCUCCUGCAAGUGCGUCAGCAGCUGAAGAAGCUUCUGGAGCUGGAACAGAAGUGCACGUACGAGCACGACCCCAUCACCCAGAGCAAGGUCUCACUGGACGAGAGAACGUUGCAUCUCUUCAAGAGCCUCAUCGUCCACUCUCUGGUAGUGGAAAGACAGCCAUGCAUGCCCACCCAUCCACAGAAGCCCAUGGUGUUGAAGACGGGCGUGCAAUUCACAGUCAAGCUCAGACUGUUGGCAAAACUCCAGGAAUUCAACCACACCGUUAAAGUAAAAGUCUUCUUGGACAAGAGCGUCACGGAGAAGAGGAAGGGAUGUCGCAAAUUCAAUAUUUUGGGAACCAACAUGAAGGUCAUGAACAUGGAGGAGUCCAACGGCAUGACGGCGGAGUUUCGCCAUCUGCAGCUAAAGGAACAGAAGGUGCAAGGCAGAACCAAUGAUGGGCCUCUCAUCGUGACGGAGGAGCUCCACAUCUUUAACUUUGAGGCAGAGCUGUGUCAUGGAGGACAGGUCAUCAACCUAGAGGCCAGCUCCCUGCCCAUAGUGAUCAUCUCUAACGUGUGCCAGCUGCCCAGUGGCUGGGCGUCCGUCAUAUGGUACAACAUGCUGACCACAGAGCCCCAGAACCUGUUGUUUUUCCUAAAACCGCCUCAGGCCACAUGGAUCCAGCUCUCCGAGGUCCUCAGCUGGCAGUUCUCCUCCGUCACCAAGCGGGGACUGAACGCCGAGCAGCUCAACAUGCUGGGAGAGAAGCUGCUGGGUCCAAAGGGCGUGAAGGAUUCGGAGGCUACUGUGUCCUGGAAUAAAUUCUGCAGGGGAGGCAGCGAGAGGAGCGUCACCUUCUGGCUGUGGAUCGAAGCCAUCUUGGAUCUGAUCAAGAGACACCUGCUCAGCCUGUGGAAUGAUGGGUGCAUCAUGGGCUUUGUGAGUAAGGAGCGUGGAAAGGUGCUGCUGAAUGACUGUGCCACCGGAACCUUCCUGCUGCGCUUCAGCGAGAGCAACCGCGACGGAGCCAUCACCUUCAGCUGGGUGGAACACGCUGCAAACGAUGAGCCACAGGUGCGUUCCGUGGAGCCCUACACCAAGAAGGAGCUGUCGGCUGUCACCCUUCCCGACAUCAUCCGUAACUAUCGCGUGAUGGCUGCCGAGAACAUCCCAGAGAACCCUCUGCGCUACCUCUACCCCGACCACCCCAAGGACCUCGCCUUCAAGAAGUACUACUCCAAGCCCAAAGACAAGCCUGAGCCUAAGAACGUGAGGUGCCCGAUGGAAGGCUACAUCAGGACGGAGCUCAUCUCUGUGUCAGAAGUACAUCCCUCUCAGCUCCAGGAGAACAUGAUGCCUAUGUCUCCCGAGGUAUUUGGGGAGCUUGAGCGCUCACUGACGGACAUGCCUCGGCUGAUCGAGGACCUGGAGUUCAACGAUUGUGACAUGGAGGUGUGAGCCGGACGUUCCCGUCCCCGCGGCGUGAGGCGGACGUUCCCGUUCCCGUUUGCCUUCAUGAAUUCCUGCCCCUUGAGGCGGUGUGAACUCCAGGGACUACAGGGGCAGACCACAGACUACAUCCUUCGGCUGCAAUAGCCACGUAGCACAUAGUAGUUACCAAAAACUUGGUCCAUUUAUCUUCUAAAUAGGUCCUAUCAGGAGACUAUAUAACGUCCACUUACUUUGGCACACCUGUGCGUCUGUUCGCUUCUGUUCUGUUCUUUGCUUUCCUUAUACCACAAAAGGAACUGUUAGUAAGUCAGGCCAUGUGAAGAGUGACGUUGUAGUCUUUUUUUUUUUUUAAACCUUUAUUUGUUUCAUUUGUCAGUGAAAUAAAUAAUUAAAAAGCCUGCAACAAGUACACACAUCCAUAAGUACAGUAGGCUAACGCCGAAGAGAGGAAAGAAACAUUGAUGCAAUACAUUCAGAUCCGUUCCAGUUGAAGCAGCAUGUGCAUCUAGUCAUUUCAGUAAUGGAGGACUUGGGCCUCCGUAGCCUCUUAAGACUUUUUAACAGAAUAAGCUGAAAACAAGUAUUUGUCUUCACUCUCUAAUAAUGCUAUGCCCAACGAGGUGACAUUGGCCCUGCCAAGGUCAUAUUUACUCGGGUUUUUCUGAUAUUUUGCCCAAUGUUUAUGUACGUAUAUGUUUGUCUCUCACCGCGCCGUAUAUAUGCCAACACCUGAACGAAAUCUAUUACCACACUCACACAACUUUACACACACACACACACACACACAGUCAGACAGAGGUGCGAACAGUUACUUCAUCACAAGAUAACAGCAGAACAUGUCAAGUGGUGAUGAGUGUGUUUUACAACAAACAUUUUGUACAGUAAAAACAAUCAGUGUGCUUGCCCUACACCAGGUCACGCCAGCUAUGUGCCUCAGGCCCUCUGGUGAAGAAUAACAAUAAUCAGCAAUUUAGAUCCAACUGGUCCUGUGCAGUUUAACACUGAGUAACACUUCCAGCGAAGACUGUUUUUGUUGUGUUUUAGUUGUACUUUGACAAAAAGUACUUAAAAAUCAUGUUAUAAUGUACUCUCUUGACUUCCGAGCUGCAAUAAAAAUGCAUUUUAAGGUCGUCUUUUGGUUUACUUCUCUUUGCCAUCGUUCUUGAUGCAUCUCUGUUAAUUGCUUUCAAGUAUUUUCUGGUGUCCAUCUUUGAAAAGUAAAUAACAGGACACCACACCGAAAUGGAGAUUCAUUACUGGUAAUUACUGUCUUCCUGGAAUUGCUACUGAUUGAGGUUUUAAGACUUGAGCAUCAUUUUGGGGUUUUUGGUUCCAUUUUUUACUUGUUCUGGUGACCAGGUCAAUCAGCCACUAGUCCUUGCAACCACCCAACCAUCUUCGCUACGACUGGCCCUUACACUUACACACUCACAUUAACAAACGACAACAAAAAAAAGUGCAAAUAUCUUCAAACAAUCAAUUCCAUUUUGGAGUUAAGAUCCUGAAAGAAAAAUAAAUAAAUAAAUAAA